Messenger RNA from Lethenteron reissneri (Far Eastern brook lamprey), 2732 nucleotides. Its product is annotated as cytochrome c, somatic-like. Gene Ontology annotation, molecular function: heme binding; electron transfer activity. The record is from RefSeq and is a predicted model, not a curated record. NCBI's taxonomy places the organism in Eukaryota, Metazoa, Chordata, Hyperoartia, Petromyzontiformes, Petromyzontidae.
CUCAUAAGAACGCCGGUGCGGGCUUUGGCCACACGGUGAUUGCAGUGAGAGUGGAGCAAGUGGUUGUGUUUAUUUGCUUUGCGAGUUACUUGGGAGAGCUGCAACCCGGUUCGCAGUGUUUACCGCUGACUCACGAGAGCGAUGGCAGAUGUGGAGAAGGGCAAGAAAGUGUUUGUGCAGAAAUGCUCGCAGUGUCACACCGUUGAGAGUGGCGGCAAGCACAAGACUGGGCCCAAUUUGUGGGGCCUCUUUGGUCGCAAGACGGGCCAGGCUCCAGGCUAUUCGUACACUGAUGCCAACAAGUCGAAGGGAAUCACCUGGGAGGAAGAUACACUCUAUGUCUACUUGGAGAACCCAAAGAAGUACAUCCCUGGCACGAAGAUGAUCUUCUCGGGAAUAAAGAAAAAAGACGAGCGUAACAACCUGAUUGCUUACUUGAAGAAAAGUACAUCGGAGUAAGCGAUGAAGUCUACCGAUGAACAUGAACUAUUCUUAUAAAAGCCUUUAUUUAACAUAUUCACUCUUUCAAGUCUCGCCUAAUGGACUUAUCGUGGAAUUACUGUAAGAGCGAAUAAUGUCUGACACUAUUUAAUAUAUGCACAUAGGGCGUUGUAUUUCUCUGGCUUAAAACUACAAUUUUUUUGUCAGUGGUUUAUGGUAUGCUUUUAACAUUUUCUAUUCCUGCAACAUGUGUUUUAAUUGCUUGAAGCAGAUGUAAACAGAUUUCAUGUACAGUGAAAUCUCUCGAAGCCAGAGUAACAAUGGAGAGAGUUGCCUGGUUUUGGGGUAUGCCUGGCAUAUUGAAACUAAGCAAAUAAUACUUAAAGUUUCAUUUUAUUUAACCGGAACACCCAACACGUCUAAUGGACUUGUUAUAACGUAAUACAACAUAGCUACAUAUUAUACAAUUUCGUAACACUUAUAAAAAAUCACGCCGUGUACUGUACAGUGUUAUCUGCGUCACCAUCACUCUGAGGCAAAGGUGGAAGGCUGAAUAUAUUUUCGAAUGAGUUUCAUGUAAUUAAUUUUAUUUCUAAAGUGUGAAGUAAAUGCUUGAGAGCACUAACAGUAAAUGGACCUGCACAAGCGGGCAAGGUCACUGAAUUCCAUAUGACAGAUAAGAUAAGUACUGUAUUGUAGCUUUAGAAUUGCUAGUGCGCAUGUGCUUACCCAGAACUCUUGCCUUAUUCAAGUCUGGUUUUGUGAUGUUUUACUAUUGUUUUGGCAUAUUGUGGUUUGAAUGUUUGCGUUCGUUUUAUAAGUUUUUUUUUAUGAUUCCCUAUGUAAAACUAAGAGUACUCCUUGUGUUGUUUUGUUAGUAUUUUGGCUGCCAUAUAAACACUACUGUUGCACAGUUUCAUGCGAUGUCUAUGGAAUGAUACUUUCAUUAGAACUAUUAUCAAAGUCCAUAAAAAAUACAAUUCAACCCUUUUUGGGUCAUCCACACAGUAAAAAUUAGUGUGCGACAUUGCGAAUUAGUAAACGCAUUUGUUGUAUAGUAAUUGGGAAUGAAAGGCCCAUUUGUAUUUGUGUGAUAGUGCACAGGAUUCAGCACUUUGAGUUUGUUGGAUGGGUUUUUGUGAAAAGCUGAGAGUUGGCAGCAGUAAGAUGGUGUUAAAUGUUUAAAAUUACAGUACAUCGAGACACUUAAUGUUCGACAUUAACCAUGUUUAACUUAUGAGUCCUUUGUUAUUUUUCAAGAUAAUAAAAAAUAAAGGCUUCGAGAAACUGUUCUUAUUAAUCGGUAUAUGUUUAGAAACGCAUUCUUGAUAGUGAAUUUACUUGAAUGGUUGUUUUUUUUUACCUUGCGAAUCACUGAACUCUGCUGAGUGGCAUUGACGAAUCAAGUCUUAACAGCUGGACAGCAUUAAUAGUUGAUGCAUUUGGCACUGCCCCGAUGUGUGCAGGGCUGACAGUUGAUUUCUACCUCUUGGUUAUUUCUGAGAGGAGUUGCUGAAAUGGGUUUUUUUGCAGCAAAACAUACUGCAAAUUUUGAUAUGAAAUCCACUGCUGGAUAAAGGCCUCCCUGUACAAUGUCAGUUACUGGAUUUGUUUCAACUCACGGCGCUGGUCAGUGUGGUCUUGAGGGGUGAGGUCCAGGGCUAGUGCGCAGAUAUCACUCACCGCCUAAUAUUAGCUCUGGUGAAGAAUCGAACUCAGGUCGCGAGAUGAAUAGUGCAGGCAAUGAACCACCGUGCAUGCCACUGCUCCAGUUCACCACCCAUAUGGAAAUUAAGAUCAAGCCGUUGUGUGUCACUGCUUAUAGCAGAAAUUCCAACGUCAAUAUAUGUACUGUAUAUAUAAAAGUAUAUAUUAGUAUUAUUGGCAAUAUUUCCCCUGUAAAGGAUAUCGCUGACAGUGGGUUUGAACCUGAAAAUCAUAAAUAUGCAUAUACUGAGAAAAUAAUGCGAUGGAAAGUUACUGAAAAUGACAGGAUUCAUGUGUUUUUGUAAGGAUAUAUGGAGGGUGAAGACCUUUUGUACAGUCUCGAAGCUGUAGAGCUGCUGUACAUGCUUCUCAGAUUUGUCUUCCAUCUGGACAGUAUUUGGAAACCUUUCCUGAAGUUGGUAAUUUAUUGCUGUAAUACACCAGCAGGUAUGGCAUUUUUUUAAACUCUCAAUCACUUCAGGAUUCUUUCAGCAUCAAGAAAUCAACACUUUUAAACAUACCCUACUGGCUUACAUAAUGUAAGCUACAUAUUAUUUGUAAUGCCUUUAUGGGAACAAAUAUUU